Helianthus annuus (common sunflower) is the source of this 1052-nucleotide messenger RNA. Its product is annotated as F-box protein At1g67340. The record is from RefSeq and is a predicted model, not a curated record. Gene Ontology annotation, molecular function: protein binding. The transcript is spliced from 3 exons. Bases 1 to 1023 code for a protein of 340 amino acids. NCBI's taxonomy places the organism in Eukaryota, Viridiplantae, Streptophyta, Magnoliopsida, Asterales, Asteraceae.
AUGAAGCUGCCUGAAGGAAGAACAAGAAUAAUAUCAGGAUCUGAUCUAUUUGACUCUUUACCUGACGAAAUUGUUAUAUUUAUCCUAUGCAAGCUCGCUGCCACCGCGUCUUCUCCUCUUGAUUUUGUCACUGUUCUUCUUACAUGCAAGAGACUAAACACAUUAGGUGUUAAUCGUCUGGUUUUGUCGAAUGCUGGUCCAGAAACGCUUGCUGUCAGUGCUAAAAACUGGUGUGAUGAGGCUCAUCGGUUUUUGAAAUUGUGCAUCCACGCGGGCAACAAAGAGGCGCUUUAUAUUUUGGGAAUGAUCCUAUUUUACUGUUUACAAAAUCGAGGAAGUGGAGCGUCGUUAAUGGCGAAGGCGGGGAUUAAGUUGCACACACCGGCAUUGUAUUCACUCGCUUUGAUUCAGUUUAAUGGCAGUGGAGGUAUGAAGAAUGACAAGGACCUCCCUGCAGGGGUUGCUUUAUGUGAGAGAGCCGCUUUUCUCGGCCACGUCGAUGCACUCAGGGAGCUAGGGCAUUGCCUUCAAGACGGUUACGGUGUACCGAAAAAGGUCGAGGAAGGUCGUUAUCUGAUUCGCCAAGCCAAUGUGCGUGAACUUGCAUCCAUACUUUGUACCUUCGACGCUACACCUUUUUCAUCCGUGUCACCACCUUCGAUAGCGUGUGAGUUUCACAGCGACCAACAAAGACCAGAUCUAACAGACUCAUAUGAACGUGAAUCCCCAUGCCCACCCAUUUCAUCCCUCCGGUUACUAAAUAGGUACUGGAGUAAUGUUCCGAAGGAACGAUCCCAUCCAGCAAACCGGUUUUUGGUUGAGUGGUUCAAUUUGAGAAGUGGCGGGAUUCCGGGCCCGGGUUUAAGAAUGUGUUCCAAUGAGAGGUGUGGGCGACCAGAGACCCGGAAAAAUGAGUUUAGAAAGUGUUCAGGUUGCGGGAAGGUAAACUAUUGUUCACGAGGAUGUCAAGCCUAUGAUUGGAGAUUGCACCAUAAAGUAGAAUGUGCACCGAUCGAUGAUUAGAACAAUGCCAUUGAUGACUUGGAAGAGUU